Fonsecaea erecta is the source of this 2685-nucleotide messenger RNA. RefSeq lists its product as hypothetical. Bases 1 to 2685 code for a protein of 894 amino acids. NCBI's taxonomy places the organism in Eukaryota, Fungi, Ascomycota, Eurotiomycetes, Chaetothyriales, Herpotrichiellaceae. The transcript is spliced from 3 exons. The record is from RefSeq and is a predicted model, not a curated record.
AUGUUGCCACGGGGCUGGAAAGGAAGUGUCCUCCUCUUCAGCAUCUACUGCACCGCCGUCCUGGCCGUCAAUCUCAGCGUCUUGAUAUGGGCCGCAAAAUCCAGAACGGGCGUGGCCGACGACGGGACGGUCAUCCUCCGCGACGGCACGGACGCCGGCCAUUGUUCCAGCAUUGACGCCCUCAACAAGUGGGCGCAUUUGGUGAUCAACGUGCUCAGCACCGUCUUGUUGAACGGGAGCAGCUAUUGCAUGCAAGCGCUGUCGGCGCCCACGCGAUCAGAUAUCAAUUCAGCCCAUGCCGCGGGGAGGUGGCUCGAUAUUGGCGUGCUGAGCAUCCGCAAUCUCAGAUGGAUUUCGCGAAGACGACUUUUCCUGUGGUCGUUGCUCGGCCUGUCGUCGCUGCCUUUACAUCUCUUCUACAACUCUGCCGUCUUCGUCUCCACCUCCUCCAACAACUAUGCCGUCUUCUCUGUCGACCACACUUUCCUUGAGUCCAACAAUACAGGCAUCUUUGGAUAUGUCGAUGUGUCCUAUAUCCUACGUAGUGGCGUCCGGCCUGCUGGAGUCUUGGACGUACCCUCCAAGACCAUACCUGACAUUGCCAGCCAGCUACACAACGAAGCCAACUCGAACAAACUCGUCAAUUUAACCACGGAGCAGUGUCGGAGGGAAUACAUCAAGACGUUCCAAUCAGUUUAUCGCAACGUCCUUCUUGUCUCCGACUCCAAUGCCGAUGCCAAUGUCGUCGACGGCAAUGCCACCGAAGUGGUGCCCUUUGUCCGUGCCGAAUUCGUCUCGGAUUUCACGUGUGGAGGAACUCAAGCCUUUGCCUGGACUUGUUCUAUGGACGGAACAGCUAUUGGACCUCAGGAUUCAUGCGACCUGCCUUGCGACGAACCCGACGUCUUCAAGCAGACAUUGUCCAACUCCACCUGGGCACCGUUGGGCGCGCCAGUCCAGUAUUGCCUCGCCCAACCGACGCAGAAACAGUGUAGUCUGCGGUUCAGCCUCGACAUUGCGAUCCUGGUCGUGGUGUUGAACUUUGUCAAAUUGGUCAUGAUGGGAUUGACCGCCCUGGUUGCGUUCGACGGAAGCGAUGCUCCUCUUCUGACCAUGGGCGAUGCCGUUGCCAGCUUCUUGGAUGAUCCGGACAGUGUCUCCAAGGGGAUGUCUCUACUCAGUGCGUCGAAGAUCAAGAAGCUCGGACGGGCCUCGUUGCAGGAUCCUCAAGCAAGCCAGCGAACCGUUGUGUAUGCCGGAGAAGUACGGCAACGGUGGUCGAAAGCCGUCAGCAUGCGGCGAUGGGCGAUAUGCUUGCUUCUCUAUGUCGGCGGCUUGUCUGCUGCCGCAGGUUUUCUCGGCCGUGGGAUCGCAGCAAUGGUCGGAUCGAAGUCUCUCUCAUCGUUAUGGUCGAUCGGGCCCGGUACCGUGUCAGGACGCACGCUGAUACAAAACAACGCUAUCGUGCAAGCUGGCAAAACCGCGCUCAUGGCAAGCGUCGUUCUCGCCAACAUCCCCCAACUGAUCCUCUCGCUGUUAUACUUCACCUACAACGGCCUGUUCACGUGCAUGCUCCUCGCCAGCGAAUGGAACUCAUACUCGGUGCGCCGGAAAGGCCUGCGCAUCUCCUCAUCGGAGCGCAAAGGGCAACAGCGGUCCAAAUACUUCCUGCAACUCCCCUACCGUUUCGGUGUUCCGCUGACCAUGGCCAGCCUGUUGCUCCACUGGCUGGCGUCACAGAGCAUUUUUAUCGUCAACUUCUCCAUGCUCGAUUACACUGGCACUCCAAUCCCCUCGCUGCCCGGUACGGUCGGCCAUCUUGUGACUUGUGGAUAUUCGCCUAUCUCCAUCAUUUUUACAAUAUGCUUGGGCGUGCUUCUGAUAGUGGUGCUGCUGGGGUUCGGAUUCGGGGCGAGAUUCCGCACGGGCAUGCCGAUUGCUGGGAGUUGCAGUCUGGCCAUCGCAGCGGCUUGUCACUCUCUUGAACCUGCCCCGGGGGUGGUUGAUAGCAGCGGGAAAAUGCCGGCAUCGACGUCGACACCCGUGCCGAUAUCACAGCAAUCGCUCAUGUGGGGGGAAAUACCGGGUUAUUAUCACAGCCAUGACCAUGGCGCGUCAAGCGUGCGAGAGUCUCUAACAAGUCGAGAAAAAUCCGCCCCUGUGCCGCAGGUGACGAGCAUCAGGGAGAGUGCCAAUUCGAAGGCGGAGGACGAGUCGGAUUCAGAAGCGAAUUGGGAUGCGUCGCUUCUGCCCGGAAAUCAGUCCUACUCGACCGUCGCUAAGGCGGGCGUCAUCGAGAAUGCCACGUCCGGACAAAACCUUGCUUCACGACGAAGUUCGACCGCAACGCGUAGGACGGCGAUAGAUAAAGAAGAAGAAGAAGAAGAAGAAGAAGAAGAAGAAGAAGACGGCACAGAUACAUACUUACUGGCGCGAUUGGGCUCACGACGCGAUGAUAGCGGCCACAGCGGGGAAGCCGUUUGUGGCGGUGACGACCACCACGACCACGAAGACGACACAACACACCCAACCACGGCCACUGGCGCUUCGCAAAGCGCGAAUCAAAGCAACAACAAUAUCCCUCAAUGCGAACCGGUUUCAGUUCCACCGUCCAGUGGGUUGGGACAUUGCGGCUUCUCGGCCAACGACGUGACGGACCCGGUUCCAGGACGGACUUAUGCUUGA